AUGAUCCUUACCCUUCCUGCACCUCCUCCUCCCCACUCCUUUCCUCUCCGCCUUCCUCUCCCACCCCACCUCCCUUGCUCCUCUUCCCCCUCUCCUCCCCCGUCUCCCUCCCUCGCACCCUUCAGGCCCACAGCGACGGCCAUCCAGCCGUUCUGUUCCGAGUUCUUUCCCCCACUCUCCCCUCUGUCUCCCAACCUCCCUUCAGGCACUCCUGCUCCUGCUGCUGCUCCUCCUCUUCCUGCUGCUGCGGGCAGUGCGGGCAGCCUACCCCCAGUGGCAGCGUCGGCACCGCGGCUGAGCGCACCGGACGACGGGUACCACUGGCACAAGUACGGACACAAGUGCCUCAUGGAGCGCGAAUACGCCAGGGCGUAUUUCCGGUGUGCAAAGUACACCAUCGGUUGCACGGCCAAAAAGACCAUCGACAUUCCUCUCGUGCGAGCAGCCAUUUCCGGGGGUCUGAGGAUAGUCUACUCGGGAAAGCACUGCCACCCCCCUGUGCGCAACAUCCCCUUCCCCCCCGUUGCCGCCAGUCCGGGCAAUACUGGUAAGAAGGUGAGGCUGCGUGCUUCUGAUGUGCAAAGGCAGGGGACUGGAGGGAAAACGAUCCGAAGGUUCAAGGUGGCUGCGGCAGGGAGACGUGAAGAGGGGGGAGGAAGAGAAGGCAGGAGAGGAGGGACGGGAAGAGAGGAGGGGGAGGGUAGGGAGAGGACGGAGAGCGAGGGGGUGGAUGGGCGAGAGGACGGGAUGAAGGGUGAGAGAGAUGAGGAGGGAGAGGGAGGAGAGGGGGGUAGAAUGGGUGGUGGGAGGAGUGAGAGGAGUGAGAGGAGUGGGAGGAGUGAGAGAAGCGGGAGGCGUGAGGGUAGUGGAGGGUGCGGGAGUGGUGGGGGAUGCGGGAGUGGUGAGCGUGGUGGGAGGAGGGAGAGUGCUGAUAUGGUUGAGAGUGAGGAAGAUGUCAGAGCUAUGCACAGGGGCGGAGGAGGCAUGGGCGAGGGCGGAGGGAUGGGGGAGGGCAGAGGCAUGGGGGAGUGCGGAGGCAUGGGGGAUGGCGGAGGCAUGGGGGAGUGCGGAGGCAUGGGGGAUGGCGGAGGCAUGGGGGAUGGCGGAGGCAUGGGGGAUGGCAGAGCUAUGCACAGGGGCCAAGUUAUGGGGGAGGGCGGAGCAAUGGGCGGGUAUUGGGCAACGGGGGAGGGUGGAGCUGCACACGUGGUGACAGAGAUGGAGGGAGGUAGAGAGGAAGUGAGAGGAAGUGGAGGGGAGGUGAAGGAAGAGGAGGGCAGUGAUGCUGGAGAUGUUGUGGGGCAGGAAGACAGCAGAAGAGGAGUGGGGCGAGGGAGUGAGGGGAGAGGGGUGGGGCGCAGGAGCGAUGGGAGGGGAGUGUUGCGCAGGAGUGAGGGGACGGGAGUGAGGCGGUGGAGUGAGGUGGAGGGAAGGCGAGGCGAGGUCCAGCCAGGUCCCGCAACAGACGAUGGUCCCUCCGCUGCGCCUAAAGCGGAGGCUGCGGCUCCGUCAUCCGCCUCCGCUGCAGCAACCGAUGCUGGCGCCGCCUCUGCUACCGCAGGCGACUCCGCACCUCCAGCAGCCGGCAAAUCCGCGUCCGGAGGAUCCAAAAAAGCCGGCAACUUGACGGCGAACGUGCUCGGCCGGCCGGCGGAGGACGUGAAAAACCACUUCACGAUCGGGCGCGAGCUCGGGCGAGGCCAGUUCGGCGUGACGUAUCUGUGCACGGACAAGAGCACGGGCGAGCAGUACGCGUGCAAGUCCAUCGCGAAGCGCAAGCUCGUCACCGCGGAGGACGUGGAGGACGUCAAACGCGAGGUCGCGAUCAUGCAUCACCUCGUCGACCACCCGAACGUGGUUAAAAUGAAGGGUGCUUAUGAAGACAAGCACUCGGUGCACAUCGUCAUGGAGCUUUGCGCGGGUGGCGAGCUCUUCGACCGGAUCAUCGCGCGCGGGCAUUACAGCGAGCGCGCCGCGGCGACGCUGAUCCGCACGGUGGUGUCGGUCGUGGAGUAUUGCCACGCCAAUGGCGUCAUGCAUCGCGAUCUCAAGCCCGAGAACUUCCUCCUCGCCAGCAAGAAGGAGGACGCGCCGCUCAAGGCCACUGACUUCGGUCUCUCCAUCUUCUACAAGCCAGGUGAGCUGGUCUUUCUUAAAUCAAGUGGUAGAAAAUGGGUGCUAGUCAAUGCGCAAGUCAACGCGCCGCUCAAGGCCACUGACUUCAGCCUCUCGAUCUCCUACAAACCAGGCGAAACGUUUUCCGACAUCGUGGGCAGCGCGUACUACGUGGCCCCCGAGGUGCUUCGACGAAAGUACGGGCCGGAGGCGGACGUGUGGAGUUGCGGCGUCAUCCUCUACAUCCUGCUCUGCGGCGUGCCGCCCUUCUGGGCCGAGUCGGAGCAGGGCAUAUUCGACGCGGUGCUGAAGGGGCACAUCGACUUCUCGUCCGACCCCUGGCCGCUCAUCUCGUCGUCCGCCAAGGACCUCAUCAAGCGCAUGCUCAAGCAGGACAUCAAAGACCGCAUGUCGGCGCGCGAAGUGCUGCAGCACCCGUGGGUGAAGGUGGACGGGGAGGCGUCAGACGUGCCUCUGGACUCGGCGGUGCUGACGAAGCUGAAGCAGUUCUCCGCCAUGAACAAGAUGAAGCGCCUUGCGCUCAAGGUCAUCGCGAGCCACAUGUCAGAGGAGGAGAUCAUGGGGUUGAAGGAGAUGUUCAAGAGCAUCGACGAGGACGGCAGCGGGUCGAUCACGUUUGAGGAGCUCAAGGAGGGGCUGAAGAAGAUGGGGUCUAACAUGCCCGAGGAGCAAGUGCGGCAGCUCAUGGAGGCGGCUGACGUGGACAACAGUGGGACGAUAGACUACCAGGAGUUCAUAACGGCCACCAUCCACAUGAACAAGGUGGAGAAGGAGGAGAACCUCUUCCAGGCCUUCCAACACUUUGACGCUGACGGCAGCGGGUACAUCACGGUGGACGAGCUGCGGGAGGCGCUGUCCAAGGAGGAGGCGCUGCUGCCAGGCGAGAUUGACGCGAUCCUGCAGGAGGUGGACUCGGAUAAUGAUGGCCGCAUUGACUAUAACGAGUUCUGUGCCAUGAUGAAGAAGGGCAACCCUACUCCCGUUGAAGACAACCGUCGGAAGCGCUAA
This is a messenger RNA of Closterium sp. Naga37s-1, 3144 nucleotides long. NCBI's taxonomy places the organism in Eukaryota, Viridiplantae, Streptophyta, Zygnematophyceae, Desmidiales, Closteriaceae. The record is from the annotation of a GenBank genome assembly.